UCAGGUACCAUCACAUGGUUUCACGGAACUCUGCAACCAACCGGUCGGACCAGAUUCUGGCCGAAUCAUGUGACACAGUGAGUAGUUCAGUGGAAGUCAGAAGUGUGUCAGUCAUCUGUCGCCUGUGUAAUGGAGAAGAUCGGUGUGGAAGUGCUCUCCUGCUCCAUCUGUCUGGAUCUUUUGAAGGAUCCAGUGGGUCUCCACUGUGGACACAGCUUCUGUAAGCUGUGUAUUGAAGGUUACUGGGACAGACUAGAUGAGAGGAACAUCUAUGAGUGCCCUCACUGCCGGCAGACCUUUACACAGAGGCCUCUCCUGCAGAAGAACGUCAUGUUAGCAGAGCUCGUGGAGGAGAUAAAAAAGGCUGGACUUCAAGCUGAUGAGCCCUCCUAUGCUGGACCUGGAGACGUGGCCUGCGACUCCUGCACUGAGAUGAAGCUGAAAGCCCUCAAGUCAUGCUUGGUGUGUCUGGCCUCCUUCUGUGACAAGCACCUCCGAGCUCAUCUAGAAGAGCCAGCCUUCAGGAGACACAAGCUGGUCCCCCCGUUUAAGCAGCUCCAGGAGAUCAUCUGCUCUCAUCAUGAUGAGGAGAAGAAGAUGUUCUGUCGUACUGAUCAACACGGAAUUUGUCCUCUCUGUGCUGUGGACCAACAUAAAGACCAUGACAUCGUCUCGGCUGCAGUAGAGAGAAGGGAGCGAGAGGAUGAGGUGGUUCAGCAUCGUGGUAGGAUCCAGCAGAGGAUCCAGGCGAGAGAAGAUGACGUGAAACGGCUUGAGGCGGAGGAGAAGAACAUCAUUAUUGCUGCUGAUGAAGCUGUGAAGGAGAGUUGGAGGAUCUUCAACCAGCUGAUUCUGAACAUCCGGAGAAGAAUGUCUGAUGUGGAGCAGCAGAUCAGGUCCCGGCAGCAGACUGGAGCUGCUCUACUCAAAGGACUACAGAAGCGGUUGGAGCAGGAGAUCGCUGAGCUGAAGAAGAAAGAUGCUGAACUGCAGCAGCUGUCCCACACAGAGAGUCACACAAUAUUCCUCCAGAGCUUGUCCUCACUCUCAGAGGUCAGUGACGACGCGCUCUCCUCCAGGACUCAUGUCAAUCCUUACCGCUCCUUUGCGGAGGUGACAGCAGCUGUGUCAGCCAGCAGGGACCGACUCCAGAACGUCCUGGGAGACACAUGGACCAACAUCUCUCUGAUGCUCGCUCCAGAGCCCAAAACCAGAGCCCAGUUCCUCCGAUAUUCUCGUGACAUCGCUCUGGAUCCAAACACUACACACUCACUGUUGUUGUUGUCUGACGGAAACAGGAAAGUGACCUACAUGGGUGAAGAUCAGUCUCCUCCUCAUCAUCCAGAUAGAUUCACCGAUCAGUAUCAUCACCAGGUCCUGAGCAAAGAGAGUCUGACUGGACGCUGUUACUGGGAGGUGGAGUGGACUGGAAGAGUUAACGUAACCGUCUCAUACAAGGACAUCAGCCGAUCGGGAGAAGAAAGUUUAUUUGGUUUUAAUGACAAAUCGUGGUCCUUAUUAUGUCGCAACUCUGGUUGUUUUUUUACACACAACAAGGUGACAACUGAAGUCUCGGGUUAUAGGCCCUCCAGACUGGGAGUGUACCUGGAUCACUCUGCAGGUCUUCUGUCCUUCUACAGCGUCUUUGACUCUAUGACCCUCAUCCAUAGAGUCCAGACCACGUUCACUCAGCCUAUACAUGCUGGAGUCUACGUUGGUUUCUCAUCCGCGUGUGAGUUCCUGAAGCUGAACUCGACAACGGUGUGAGAAUGAAUUGUGUCUCACAAAUGCUCUACUGGUUCUGUUGGUUCUUCACGUCUUUGCUUCUCUACUUUGUUAAUGCUGUGAAAGCUGUAAUCCAGAGGUGAAAUGAGUUUUAUGAUUUCUGUACAGUA
Molecule: messenger RNA, 1895 nt
Organism: Synchiropus splendidus (mandarinfish)
Lineage: Eukaryota; Metazoa; Chordata; Actinopteri; Syngnathiformes; Callionymidae
Product: tripartite motif-containing protein 16-like
Exons: 1
Coding region: 130-1767 (545 amino acids)
Molecular function (GO): protein binding; zinc ion binding
Source: RefSeq, a predicted model, not a curated record